UAUUAGGCAAAGGACCAAUAGAAUAAUGGUUACACUGCAUUCAUCUCUGCUUUCUUCUACCACUACAUUUUGUUAAUAAUAUUAGGGUUCCAUUCUAAGUUGUAAGCCAGACUAGUAAUAAUAUUGAAAAAAUGGUGAAUGUACCUAAACAAAGACGUACUUACUGUAAGAAGUGUAAAGUACAUAAGGUUCAUAAAGUAACACAAUAUAAGAAAUCAAAAGAACGUCAAGCAUCCCAAGGUCGUCGUCGUUAUGACAGAAAACAGAGUGGAUUUGGUGGUCAAACUAAGCCUAUUUUCAGGAAGAAGGCUAAGACAACCAAAAAAGUGGUAUUAAGAAUGGAAUGUUCUGAAUGCAAAUAUCGUAAACAAAUUCCAUUGAAACGAUGCAAACAUUUUGAAUUAGGUGGUGACAAAAAGAGAAAGGGACAAAUGAUUCAGUUUUAAAUUGCUGUAAUAGACCAUUAUUUUUGUUACUUUAAAGACUAAUAAAUUGAUGCAUUCUUGAA
Daktulosphaira vitifoliae (grape phylloxera) is the source of this 508-nucleotide messenger RNA. It is a transcript of the gene RpL36A, whose product is annotated as 60S ribosomal protein L44. Gene Ontology annotation, cellular component: ribosome; cytosolic large ribosomal subunit. The transcript is spliced from 4 exons. The record is from RefSeq and is a predicted model, not a curated record. Lineage: Eukaryota; Metazoa; Arthropoda; Insecta; Hemiptera; Phylloxeridae. Gene Ontology annotation, molecular function: structural constituent of ribosome. Bases 132 to 446 code for a protein of 104 amino acids. Gene Ontology annotation, biological process: translation.